UGACCGCAUGAAACCUUAAAAAAAAAUAAAAAUGCUGACGAGCCCAGUCAUUGUUGGGAAUCACAAUGCCACAGGUCAUCGGUGGGUUAUAAAGGCAGCCCGGAGCCCACGGCUGCCGCUACAGUGUGACAAAAGUUAGCCGACACAAUGGGGAAGAUAAUUUUCUAUGAGGACAGGAACUUCCUGGGUCGCUCCUAUGAGUGCAGCAGCGAGUGCUCCGACCUGCAUUCCCACUUCAACCGCUGCAACUCCAUCAGGGUGGACAGCGGCGACUGGAUGGUCUACGAGAGGCCCAACUACAUGGGCUACCAGUACUUCUUGAGGAAGGGCGACUACCCCGACUACCAGCGCUGGAUGGGAUUCAACGACUGUGUGCGAUCCUGCCGCAUGAUCCCCACGCAACAAAGCUCCCACAAAAUGAUGAUUUACGAGCGGCCGGAGUUCGGAGGUCAGAUGAUGGAGCUGACUGACGACUGCCCGUCCCUGUAUGAACGCUUCCACUCCAGCGACAUCUACUCCUGCAACGUGAUGGACGGAUACUGGAUCUUCUAUGAGCAUCCUCACUUCAGAGGGCGUCAGUACCUGAUGCGCCCCGGUGAAUACAGGAGGUUUAAUGAGUGGGGGAGCAUGAGUCCAAGGGUGGGAUCCAUCAGGCGCAUCACUAUGUGAGGAAGCUGAUAUUUCUCUGAAGUACUGCAAUAAAUCUAUCCAAAUGUG
Amphiprion ocellaris (clown anemonefish) is the source of this 717-nucleotide messenger RNA. RefSeq names its product gamma-crystallin M2-like. NCBI's taxonomy places the organism in Eukaryota, Metazoa, Chordata, Actinopteri, Pomacentridae. Gene Ontology annotation, biological process: lens development in camera-type eye; visual perception. The coding region runs from base 148 to 669 and encodes 173 amino acids. The transcript is spliced from 3 exons. Gene Ontology annotation, molecular function: structural constituent of eye lens. The record is from RefSeq and is a predicted model, not a curated record.